AGUAGGAGAAGGGACUGGGGGAGUCUGGGUGUCGGGUAGGGGACUGACCUUUCAGGGUGUGCGAUCCCUGGCAGCUGAGCGACAGCGUGGGACCUGAAAGAGCUGGACCGAGAGUGAGAAGCCCACUCACUCACUGGAUGCUUCCUCGAACCCAAGCCUGACAGAUGUCGGGAGCUAUCUUCUCUCCCCUGGAGGGCCCGGGUGCCCUGGACGCUGCCAGCGGACAUCCGCUCGUGUGCCCACUGUGCCACGCGCAGUACGAGCACCCAUGUCUGCUAGACUGCUUCCACGACUUUUGCGCUGGCUGCCUGCGUGGCCGUGCGGCGGAUGGCCGCCUCGCCUGCCCGCUAUGCCAACACCAGACUGUGGUGAAGGGUCCCAGUGGGCUCCCGGGGGGCCCCCCGCCAGUGGACCGGCUGCUGCAAUUCCUGGUGGACAGUUCGGGGGAUGGCGUGGAAGGCGUGUGCUGUGCCAACUGUGACCUGGAGUGCAGCAAGCAGGACGUGGAGACCACAUACUUCUGCAACACAUGUGGGCAGCCCUUGUGUGCACGCUGCCGUGAUGAGACACAUCGGGCACGAAUGUUCGCGCGUCACGACAUCGUGGCCCUGGGCCAGCGCAGCCGCGAUGUGCUCCAAAAGUGCACUCUGCACGCAGAGCCCUACAUCAUGUUCUCCAUGGACAAGAAGUCACUGUUGUGCAUCCGUUGCUUCCGGGACAUGCAGGGGGAGAGCAGGGCACAUUGCGUGGACCUGGAGUCAGCCUAUGUACAAGGCUGUGAGAGGCUGGAGCAGGCAGUACUGGCCGUGAAGGCCCUGCAGACAGCCACGCGGGAAGCCAUCCUGCUGCUGCAGGCCAUGGUGGAGGAGGUGCGCAGGAGUGCAGCAGAGGAGGAGGCUGCCAUCCACGCCCUCUUUGGCAACAUGCAGGACAAACUUGCAGAGAGGAAAGUGCUGCUGCUGCAGACUGUGCAGAGCCAGUAUGAAGAGAAGGACAAGGCCUUCAAGGAGCAGCUCUCCCACUUGGCCAACUUGCUGCCCACCCUGCAGGUUCACCUGGUCAUCUGCUCAUCCUUCCUCAGCUUGGCCAACAAGGCUGAGUUCCUGGAUCUGGGCUACGAGCUUAUGGAAAGGCUGCAGGGCAUUGUGACAAGGCCACAUCGCUUAAGGCCAGCACAGAGCAGCAAGAUCACCAGCGACCACCGAGCGGAGUUCGCCCGCUGCCUGGAGCCGCUGCUGGUGCUGGGGCCACGACGCACAGUGACUGCCACUGGUGGUGCCAACACGCUGGCAGGGGGUUCAGGCCCCAGGGUACUGAUAGGGCCAAGCUGCCCUUCCCCAGUGGGAAAGAUGUCAGGAUCUCCAGUCCAGAAGCCUACACUACACCGGUCCAUCAGCACCAAGGUGCUGCUAGCAGAGGGCAAGGACACACCCUUCACAGAGCACUGCCGCCAUUACGAGGAUUCCUACCAGCACCUGCAGGGAGAAAUACAGAACCUGAAGGACCAGGUACAGGAGUUGCACCGGGACCUCACCAAGCACCACUCACUCAUCAAGGCUGAGAUCAUGGGAGACAUCCUACACAAGUCCCUGCAGCUGGACGCUCAGAUGGCCUUGGAGUAUGCCUCCACAGAGGCCAUGAGAGCCAUCUUCGAGGAGAUGUGGGAGGAAUCCUAUCAGCGAGUGGCUAACGAGCAGGAGAUUUAUGAAGCCCAGCUCCAUGACCUUCUCCAGCUGAAGCAGGAGAAUGCCUACCUGACCACCAUCACCAAGCAGAUCACGCCCUACGUCCGCUCCAUUGCCAAGGUGAAGGAGCGGCUGGAGCCCAGGUUUCAGUCACCUGUGGAUGAACAGUCAGAGAAUCUGCAAAACAUGUACGACGAACGAAGGAACUCUGUGGCCUCAACUGGGAAUGACUCGGGAAGUGUCACAGAAAAGAGAGAGAAGAUAUCAGAGCCUAAAGGAAACAGCUGGACGCCACACAGCCUCGGAAGAGCCUCCACUGAAAAAUAAAGAUCACCACAGACCCAAGGAGAAAAAUGGGGGAACAACCCCACAGGGACAGAGCCCUCAAUGUAACAAAUAAGACUGGUCCCAGGUUUUGCACUUCAAGACUGGGACGUCCAAGAAGAGGUGGUUCUCGUGGUUAUUUUUUUAACAACGUAAUAAUUUAUCAAGAGCAAAGCCCAGAGACUCUGACAGGUCAUAAUCUUCAAUUCUUUGGUUUGGGCUAAAUUUUGCUUUUUACUAUGUUCACAUGCAUGAAGUCUUGGUCCUUGUCACAGUAGCGUGGGACAAUUUGCCAGCCCCUAUGGAGAAUGUUCGGUGAGUGAACACCAGCCUACAAUCCUUCACCAUCUAUUUACUGAGUGUCAGGCCCUCCUGGUAUGAGUUUUAGGUAAUCAGACUCCACCACUGUGGGGCACCUGCUAUACCUUGAAGGAAUCUAGUUCUUCUGGAAUCACCGCCCCAUUGCUAACCUGGUGCCACUAGAAAGUUCCACCCUGCAAUCGGAAUAGUGACUCACCAGAGGGCAAAGGACUUCUGCUCCAGCCUCUCUCCCUGCAUGGCACAGGAAAAGUUCAUGAAGCCAAGGGAAAGAACCUGGCCAGCCUAUGGUCACGGCUAGAGUCACUUCUUCCCCCAAACUACUGUAACUCUCCUACGUUCCCCUUCUGUUGAUAGUAAAGCAUCAUAUAGCAGCAACCAUUUUUGUAGUAGCUUUUUCCUAGUACUUUCCAUUUCUACACAGUACCCUUUUUAUUGAGUUUAAUUUCUUUUUUUAAAAAAGUAACUUGCAUGAACUAAAAUGUUAAUGGUUUAGGGAGCAAAAUGAUGCCUAGAUGGUCACUUCUGAAGCAAAUACCCUGCUUGAUUCAGUGGUUUAAACAGCAAACAGCUUCUAUGUGCUCAGGAGGCCUGCCCAUCAAUGUAUCUAUCAAUAGACACCCCGUGCCCCUGCCCCUAUCUCAGAGCACUGACAUUCACAUUCCAAAGCAUUCCAAUCCUCCAUGGUAGCCUAAUGGGCAACAGGAACUUAUCACUACAAACUGGCUAGAGGUAGGAAUUCACGACUGAAUGGAGGAGGCAAAAAUAUACCUACUUUGAUGCUGUAGGUUCUGGACGUUUCCUAUCCUGCAGUGACGUGACCCUGGAGUUUCUGCAUCUCACACAACCACACUUGUGUUCAUAGUGAAAUCAAGUACAGUUUUAUUUAAGAAUCGGAAAGAAUAAUCAGUAUCUGUGAAAGAAAAUCCCAUUUAAAAUAUUUAAAUAAACAUCUCUGUAUGUAAAAAGAAGAGUAGAAUAAUUACUCUGUUAAAUUACUCUCCUUGUGACGGUAUGGGCUGCCUCCACUCAGGAUGGGCUGGACAUGGACGUCCAUGAUAUGUGUCAAGUCUUUUACAGCAGGACAUGGACAGUGAGCAUGUCCCACCACGAGAGGGUGAGGUCUUCUAACUCUGCCAAAUCACUACAAAAGCAGACUACGGUGGGACAUCAUACUACCUACAGCAGUAGAAAGUGCAGAGGAGGCACAGUGCUUUACCGUGCCUGCUAUGGGGGCUGCUACCCACGAGC
Molecule: messenger RNA, 3578 nt
Organism: Tupaia belangeri chinensis (Chinese tree shrew)
Lineage: Eukaryota; Metazoa; Chordata; Mammalia; Scandentia; Tupaiidae
Gene: RNF207
Product: ring finger protein 207
Exons: 20
Coding region: 165-2012 (615 amino acids)
Biological process (GO): regulation of heart looping; regulation of cardiac muscle contraction
Cellular component (GO): perinuclear region of cytoplasm
Molecular function (GO): transmembrane transporter binding; Hsp70 protein binding; zinc ion binding
Source: RefSeq, a predicted model, not a curated record